AUGGACGCCGUGGCCCGCUCUAUCACCCUGCUCACCCUGCUACUCGUAGUGGAACACGUCGCGGCGGAGGGAACUCGUAUAGGAAAAUUGAGCACCCAUUUCCACGAUGUGUCCGGAGAGCUGUACGCCUUGGACGAGAAGACUCUGAUGCUGAAGAAUUUUAACUAUGAUGGAACGGGACCAGACGCUUACUUCUGGGCUGGAUCCUCUACCCGUCCUGAUCACACAGGUUUCAUAAUCCCGGACGAGAAAGGUAGCAUGCGACCUCUCGGGGAAUAUCGGAAUCAAAUGGUGGUUCUGCACCUGCCAAGCGGCCGCAGCGUCAAAGAGAUGCGUUGGUUUUCCGUCUGGUGCCGCAAGUUCCGUGCCAAUUUUGCCGAUCUCAUUGUCCCGCGCAACUUGGUGGUCCCGGAAACGACCAGCCCUUCUAGACGCCCAUACACAGGCCGUCCUCACGGAUAAAUCCCUUUCGUUCGUUUCGCCAGUAAUAAAUGCUCUUCGCUGUUCAUGCUUCGA
This is a messenger RNA of Ornithodoros turicata, 516 nucleotides long. RefSeq names its product protein Skeletor, isoforms B/C-like. The coding region runs from base 1 to 462 and encodes 153 amino acids. NCBI's taxonomy places the organism in Eukaryota, Metazoa, Arthropoda, Arachnida, Ixodida, Argasidae. The transcript has 4 exons. The record is from RefSeq and is a predicted model, not a curated record.